Messenger RNA from Ziziphus jujuba (common jujube), 3257 nucleotides. RefSeq names its product exosome complex exonuclease RRP44 homolog A. The coding region runs from base 231 to 3038 and encodes 935 amino acids. The record is from RefSeq and is a predicted model, not a curated record. NCBI's taxonomy places the organism in Eukaryota, Viridiplantae, Streptophyta, Magnoliopsida, Rosales, Rhamnaceae. The transcript is spliced from 24 exons. Gene Ontology annotation, cellular component: nuclear exosome (RNase complex); cytoplasmic exosome (RNase complex). Gene Ontology annotation, biological process: rRNA catabolic process. Gene Ontology annotation, molecular function: RNA binding; 3'-5'-RNA exonuclease activity; endonuclease activity.
CUCCAAAUUACUGCGGAUUGCAAUUACGCACAUGCCAGUCCGGCUGCUUCAAACUAGUAAGCCAUACUAUCGAGCCAGGGCAGGGCAGCGAGGAGUGACCGUACAACAGACCGCCGACGCCGUCGGAGAAGCAAAAGCUCCUUAAAGGACUCUCCAACGAGACGAAGAACUUCCCAAUCCGAAGCCAGUGGUAGAGCUUCAGUUUUAGUUAGGGCUCAGAAUCCAACAUCAUGUUGCACAGCAAGUCUUUCGUCAAGAAAACCAGAGGCGGCAAAGUCACCAAGGUCGUGAGAGAGCAUUAUCUCAGAGACGAUAUCUACUGUGGAGCUUCAAUUUGCAAAGUCUGUGAUCCUUCAGUUGCUCGCUUGAGCGCCUCUGCUUCUACCAUUCUCAUUCUCGAUACCAAUGUCGUCCUUAAUCAGAUCGAUUUGCUUGAGAAUCCGGCGAUUGAUGAUGUUGUACUGCUAUCAAUAGUGCUAGAAGAGGUUAAGAACAAGAACUUGUCUGUUUAUAAUAGAGUUAGAUCAAUCUGCAGCAAUUCUUUGAGGAAAUUCUUUGUUUUCUCUAAUGAACACCACAAGGAUACAUACGUUAAAGAAAUGGAUGGAGAAAGUAAAAAUGAUCGAAAUGAUAGAGCAAUUCGGGUGGCUACUCAAUGGUAUCAAACUCAUCUUGGUGGUGCAACUCGGGUCUUACUUUUGACUAAUGACAGAGAGAAUAAGAGGAAAGCUAAUGAAGAAGGCAUUUCUGCUGAGACUGUUGAGACCUAUGUUAAAUCAUUAGGUCGACCAGAUUUGCUUGACCUGCUUGUGCAAAAUGCAUCUGGAGAUGUAGGAAUGGAGGAUGUUGAAGAUUUGAGACCGUCAAAGAGGAAAAUCCUGUAUACGGAGCAUAAGCCCAUGUCUGAGAUUACUUCUGGUUUGCAUCGUGGAAUAUACCAUCAAGGAAAACUUCGUGUUAAUCGUUACAACCCAUUUGAAGCAUAUGUUGGGAGUGAGAGUAUUGGUGAUGAAAUAAUAAUUUAUGGACGUACAAAUAUGAAUAGAGCUUUUGAUGGUGAUAUAGUGGCAGUGGAACUUCUUCCUCAAGAUCAAUGGCACGAGGAGAAAUCUUUGUCUAUAGCAGAUGAAGAGGAUGAGGAAGAAGAAGGUGUUCAUCUUGUUCCGGGCAGUGCCGAUGAUGCUCCUAGAACUACUGGUCAGCUACAGGGUUCUUCCGGAGAAACAGCUCCUGUUUCAUUUCGCCCAUCUGGCCGUGUUGUUGGCAUUAUAAAGAGGAACUGGCAUUCUUAUUGUGGAUCCUUGGAGCCAAUGCCUAAGCCGGCAGGUAGUGGUGGCAUUGCCCAUGCAUUGUUUGUCUCCAAAGAUCGCAGGAUUCCUAAGAUUCGAAUUCAAACUAGACAACUGGAGAAUCUUUUGGACAAGAGAAUUGUUGUAGCAGUUGAUUCUUGGGACCGUUUAUCUCGAUAUCCUUCUGGACAUUAUAUACGAACCAUAGGAGAAAUAGGUGACAGAGAUACUGAAACUGAGGUGGUAUUGAUUGAAAAUGAUAUAAAUUCACGACCGUUUUCUUCCCAAGUUUUGGCAUGCUUGCCACCAUUACCAUGGUCAGUGUCUCCUGAAGAUUUGACAAAUCCUAUUAGGCAGGACCUACGGCAUUUGCGUGUCUUUAGUGUGGAUCCUCCAGGGUGCAAGGAUAUUGAUGAUGCCCUGCACUGUACAUCUCUUCCAAAUGGAAAUUUUGAAGUUGGAGUCCAUAUUGCUGAUGUUACGAAUUUUGUGCAACCUGGCACUCCACUUGAUGAGGAGGCUACACAAAGGGGCACAUCAGUUUAUCUCGUUGAACGGCGGAUUGAUAUGCUUCCUAAACCACUGACAGAAGAUAUAUGUUCACUUCGAGCUGAUGUGGAAAGGCUAGCUUUCUCUGUCAUAUGGGAAAUGACACCUGAAGCAGAGAUUAUUUCUACAAGAUAUACAAAAAGUGUCAUUAAAUCUUGUGCAGCAAUGUCUUACAUUGAAGCUCAGGCAAAGAUGGAUGAUAGCCGAUUGAUGGAUCCGUUAACUACAGAUUUAAGAAAUAUGAACACUUUAGCAAAGAUAAUGAGGUUGAGAAGAAUUGAGAGAGGAGCCAUAACUCUUGCAUCUGCUGAAGUUAAAUUUCAGAUUGACACUGAGACCCAUGACCCUCUUGAUAUUGGUAUGUACCAGAUUCGGGAAGCAAACCAAAUGGUUGAGGAGUUUAUGCUUGCUGCUAAUGUUUCAGUUUCAGAGAAGAUCCUUAAACAUUUCCCUCUCUGUUCUUUAUUAAGGCGUCAUCCUAUUCCAACCAGAGAGAUGCUUCAACCUUUGUUACUUACUGCUGCUGCUGUUGGUCUCAACUUGGAUGUUUCAUCAUCAAAAGCACUGGCUGAUUCACUUGAUCGUGCCGUGGGUGAUGAUCCAUACUUUAAUAAGCUGAUCCGCAUACUAGCUACCAGAUGCAUGACACAGGCAGUUUAUUUCUGUAGUGGAGAUCUCAGCCCUCCAGAAUAUCAUCAUUAUGGUCUUGCAACACCUAUAUAUACUCAUUUCACCUCUCCUAUUAGGAGAUAUGCUGAUGUUAUAGUGCACAGGUUGCUCGCUGCAUCUUUAGGAAUAUACAAGCUUCCGGUGAUAUUCCAAGACAGACCCCAACUAACCAGUAUCGCUGACAAUUUAAAUUAUCGCCACAGGAAUGCCCAGAUGGCUAGUCGUGCCUCAGUAGAGCUACACACUCUUAUCUACUUCAGGAAACGGCCCACAGACACGGAGGCCAGAAUAGUGAAGAUAAGAUCCAAUGGUUUUAUUGUAUUUUUGCCCAAGUUUGGUAUAGAGGGUCCUGUAUACCUGACUCAGAGAGGUGAGAAUGGAGGUGGAGAAUGGUUUGUAGACGAGCAGCAGCAGAAGAUUAAAAAAAUGGAUGGCAGCCUUUCAUACAGCGUUCUGCAGGCUGUUAGAAUUCAUUUGGAGGUUGUGGAGCCCCAACCUAAUCGCCCUAAACUGCAUCUUAGCCUUCUCUAGACCCUCCCUUUUUUUUGGCUCCCUUUUGUUAUCUUAUUAUUAUGUGUGAUACAUAAAAGGUUUUGUUAGUCUUUUUUUUUUUUGGCUGAAACAAAAGUUUUGAUAGUUUUGUCUCAAUGUAAUAGGAAACACAUAUAGGAGGAGAAUUGUAAAGUGUUUCAUGUAACUCAAUUCCAUUUGAUUUUAUUCUUAAAUUCAACUCGUCAGUUUUUGUUGGUA